AUGACCUCAGGAACUCCAAACCAUGCCACAAGCCCCACUAGCAACGUGACUCCUAUUCCCUCUAGUCGGAAACACCCACUUGAGGAUGCUUACGAUCCAGGCUCGGAGAACCGCCGGAAAGACCCGAAAGUCAGUCGCGCCUGCGACUCGUGCAAGGUCAAGAAGAUUCGAUGCUCAGGCACAGCACCAUGUGACCACUGCAACAGGAGGCGCUUGACAUGUACCUAUGCCAGCAAAUACUCACGUGGUCGGCCUCCUACACCUCCGCCCUUAUCGGGAUCCAGGGAGAGGGCAACGAUAAGCGCAGGUCAAAGGCCUAAUGUGCAGCAUACAAGCUCCAGAAGUACCUCCAAUAUAAGUGAAGAUGUGCAAGACAAUGAACGACCUCAGGUCAACAUCGACGAACGGGCCACUAGCUCUUCAGUGAACGUCGGAGAUGGUGCGCCAUCACCAGAACUCGUUAUCGAGGGACAGUAUGCCGAUCCAACGUCUGGCCUCACUUCUUUCCAUCAAGCAUGGCGCAAGAUCUCCAUGCAAAACAGAGACAUUGCAUCCCCAAGAUCGAGUGAGGCGGAGAUGAACCAGCCCUUGGUUUCUGCUGGAGACCGACCGUUCUACCAAGACGCUCAUAGUUCUGACCCGUUUCCCGAUCCCCCUACGGCGCGCCGCUUAUUAUGCUUUUACUUCGAAUCCUGUGUUGUUACGUAUCGAAUAUUCCACCGACAGACCGUAGAAGGUUGGUUGGAUGCUGUAUUGGACAAUCGGCGAACAAAUCGCCCAAUCACGCACUCCAUUGGGAAUGCUAAAUAUAGCAUUAUCCUGACGAUAUUGGCCAUCGCACGGUUUCGCACUUUCAAGAUUGAACGGAAAUUUCCUAACAAUGACGAGGCAUCAGCGCUGACAGAAACCGAUCCCUUGUUUUGUGCGGCAAUGGACCUGACCGAGACAGAGAAGGGAUAUCCGCGGUUGGAAUCAGCCCAGGCCAGACUGAUCCAAGUGCUAUAUCUCCUCCAGACAUCUCGAGUGAAUAGGGCCUGGUAUGUAUUCGGUAACGUCUAUCAGAUCGUCUCUUCGCUGGGCCUUCAUCGGCGGCGCUCAAGGAAACAGAACAUUGCCUCAAAUGGUCUUUCAAAUUAUAUCAAAGCUCAAUGCGCGAAACGAGUCUUCUGGGUCACAUAUACCAUCGACAAGUAUCUCAGCGUAGUUAUGGGCCGGCCACAGCUUCUGCAUGAUGACGACAUCGACCAGGACUUUCCAGAUAGUGUUAACGACGAGGACAUUGGGCCUAGUGGUCUUCUAAGCGUAGAGGAUCCUGAGGAUUGUCAUGUCGAUGCCCUUAUUUUUCAUGCCAAGUACGUGUCGCUAGUCAUAUCGAGGAUCGCCCACAUCAUCGGUCGCAUAUCACGACAAGUGUACUCAGUGGGUAGUUCAGCUGGUGAGGGUCGAAAGGCGGCUGCAUAUUCUAUCGUUCACGAGCUUCACGUUUGGCGGGCCAAUCUCCCCUUACACCUGGGUACGAUCAAGCUAUCUACGCUGAUACCAAGCUUCCGAAGAGAAGCUACAGCACUGCACCUUGCCUAUUCCCAUGCACUUAUUCAUGUCAAUCGCCCGUUUCUACUCGGCGAUGUAGUUAGUUCUGAGGACGAGCCCGAAGCAAAAGACCGAAUCGCUGAAUGUAUCUCCGCUGCGAAAGCGGUUCUAGAACUAGUUAACACGAUGGCGAAAGAUACAAACUUGCUUCAUUCUUUUUGGUGGACCCAUUACGUGACCUUUUGCGCACUGGCCGUGGUCUAUAUUUGGAAUAUACAGUGCAAGGCACGCAAUGACCAACAGCUGGGGAAUGAAUCGUCGUACGUCAAGCUCUUUGACCUCGCCGAGAAGUGUCGAGCUCAUUUAGCUUGGACCGGCUCGCCAUCAUCCCCCGGCCGAAGAUACGCAGCCAUCUUGGAGGAACUGCGCCUGGAGGCCCAACGUGAGACAAUCAAUAACACUCAUACAGAUUCUGGACAAGGAAUGGUAGAGGGUGUGACACAACCCAAUUCGCAGCUCAACGUUUUUGAUAGUUCCGGACUAGCGGAAGCGUCCUUUGAGUGCAUAGCCUCGAUAGAUAGGCCUGUGAACACCGUUCCGAGCAUGCUUGACGCAUGGCAAGCUGUCGACUGGCUGGACCUAGAUGCCUCUGUACGUUACCCACAAUUAAUCAGAGAUGAUAACCGUCAUGCUAACAGGUGA
Messenger RNA from Aspergillus oryzae RIB40, 2232 nucleotides. Its product is annotated as Zn(II)2Cys6 transcription factor. The record is from RefSeq and is a predicted model, not a curated record. Lineage: Eukaryota; Fungi; Ascomycota; Eurotiomycetes; Eurotiales; Aspergillaceae. Gene Ontology annotation, cellular component: nucleus. Bases 1 to 2232 code for a protein of 743 amino acids. Gene Ontology annotation, molecular function: DNA-binding transcription factor activity, RNA polymerase II-specific; sequence-specific DNA binding; zinc ion binding. The transcript has 2 exons. Gene Ontology annotation, biological process: positive regulation of transcription by RNA polymerase II; DNA-templated transcription.